This is a messenger RNA of Brassica rapa (field mustard), 1686 nucleotides long. Its product is annotated as myrosinase-binding protein 2. Gene Ontology annotation, molecular function: carbohydrate binding. The record is from RefSeq and is a predicted model, not a curated record. Lineage: Eukaryota; Viridiplantae; Streptophyta; Magnoliopsida; Brassicales; Brassicaceae.
UCUCUCUCUCUCUCUCUCUCUCUCUCUCUCUAUUUUACUUUUUUCUUCCUUUGUUUUAUUACAUGUGAACUUAGUGUAGUUUGAAGUAACAAAAGACCAUUUUCUUUUGCUUCUCGAUUCAAUCUUUCAGGUUUUUGUAAAGGUAAUAAAAGGAAAUAAUGUCCAAAAAGGUGGGAGCAGUGGGUGGAUACUUGGGAGAAGCAUUCGAUGAUGGUGUUUUCGAUGGUGUGAAGAAAAUAGUUGUGUCAGUAGAGGGAGGUCUUUUUAACUGUAUAUCAAUGAUCAAGAUCGAAUAUGAAAAGGAUGGGAAACUUGAAUCCCGUCAACAUGGAACAAUUCGUGGGGAAUUAAAAGAGUUUUCAGUGGAUUAUCCGAAUGAAUAUAUCACAUCUGUUGGUGGAAGCUAUGAUAGUGUUCGAUACUAUGAAGUACCGCUGAUCAAAUCACUAAUCUUUAAAACCAACACUGGAAGAACAUCUCCAAUACUCGGUGGAACAACAGAAUCUGGACAACCAGCUGGGACAGAAUUCACCUUGGAGGGCAAAUAUGGAGAAAAGCUUAUUGGUUUCUUUGGACGUGCUGGUCAAGCUCUUGAUGCCAUUGGAGCUAACUUCGGACCGCUAGGUGGUAACAAGGGAAACACAUUUGACGAUGGUUUUCUCGAUGGUGUGAAAACCUUGACUGUUGGAGCGGAUGAGUACAGUGUAACUUAUAUCAAGAUCGAAUACGAAAAUAAUGGAAAAGAUGAAGUCCGUGAACACGGGACAAACAGGGGAGAGCUACAAGAGUUUUCAGUGAACUAUCCAGAAGACAGUAUUGUAGCCGUCGGUGGAACCUACAAUCAUAUUUUCAACUAUGAUACAACGCUUAUCACAUCUUUGUACUUCACCACCUCCAAGGGCUUUACCUCUCCAUUAUUUGGUGUGGCGAAGGGAAAAGAAUUCGAGCUCCAAGGUGAAAAUGGAGAAAAGCUUCGUGGAAUAUAUGGACGUGCUGGUACUGCCAUCGAUGCCAUUGGGGCUCACUUCGGACCGCUUGGGGGUAACAAGGGAAACACAUUCGACGAUGGUGUUUUUGAUGGUUUGAAGAAAAUAACUGUUGGAGCAGAUGAGUACAGUAUAACUUAUAUCAAGAUCGAAUACCAAAAGGAUGCAAAAGUCAUAGUUCGUGAACAUGGGACGAAUCGCGGGGAGCUAAAAGAGUUCACGGUGAACUAUCCGGGAGACAAUAUUGUAGCUGUUGGUGGAAGCUACAAUCAUAUUUUCAACUAUGAUACAACUCUUAUCACAUCUUUGUACUUCACCACCUCCAAGGGCUUUACCUCUCCAUUAUUUGGUGUAGCUAAGGGAAAAGAUUUCGAACUCAAAGGUGAAAAUGGAGGAAAGCUUCUUGGAAUUUAUGGACGUGGUGGUACUGCCAUCGAUGCCAUUGGGGCUCACUUCGAGACUGGUUCUGGUUAAAAAAUCGCCGGGUUCGACGGAAAAGCUGGUGAUUAGUUUCAUCAGAUCGGAGUUCUUUAUCGCCAAUUACAGGCUUGCCAUUUAAAAUCCUUUUUCUUUGAUUACAUAAAAUAAGGCCAUCCGAAGUCUGUUUUUACCAUGUUUGUGUGUGUAUGUGUGUCAUUGAAAUAAAUGUGAAUUUCAUUAUUUGAUAAUGUAAGGUUAAUACAAAAAAGUCUUGAAACCA